ACGCAAGGAGCCGUUUUGGCCUCAGUCAGUGUUGUUAGGAUUAUGUAAAGAGAGUGUGUAUUAUUUUUCGUCGCUGUUUUAGAAACUUUUACGUUUUUUGUUGAUCGAUAAAAUGACUAUAAUAUUAUUUUUGAUAGACACUAGUGCUUCUAUGAAUCAGAGAACUUACUUGGGAGCCAGACCAACUUUGUUAGAUGUUGCUAAAGACGCAGUUGAAAAAUUUAUAAAGAUUAGGCAAAGAGACUCGGCCAGUAGAGGAGAUAGAUACAUGCUUUUAACGUUUGAAGAGCCUCCAGGAAACAUAAAAGCUGGAUGGAAGGAGAGUUUAGCUACUUUCAUGACAGAACUGAAGAAUCUACAGGCUGUGGGCAUGAGCACUCUUGGAGCAGCCCUUAAAUCUGCACUCGAUCUCCUCAACAUCAAUCGCAUGCAGACAGGUAUAGAUACCUAUGGCCAGGGCAGGUGCCCUUUUUAUCUAGAACCUUCCAUUAUUAUACUUAUCACUGAUGGAGGACGACUCACUACCACAUUAGGAGUGCAGGAUGAGUUGAAUCUUCCAAUGCAUUCUUCUGUCCCUGGUUCAGAGUUAACAAAGGAACCAUUUCGUUGGGACCAGCGUCUGUUUUCAUUGGUGCUGAGAUUAACUGGAAUCCCGCCAGCCGAUAGGGAACCCAGCACUGUGGUGCCCUCAGACCAUUCCCCCGUUGAUGUCAUGUGCGAAGUCACAGGAGGACGCUCUUAUGCAGUUAUUUCGCAAAGGAUGUUAAUGCAGUGUUUAGAAUCUCUUGUACAAAAACUUCAAGGUGGUGUGGUGAUAAACUUUGAAAAAAUAGGUCCUGAUCCUCCUCCUGUUAAUGGUGAAGAAGUUUCAGCUCCAGAAGAAAGGAGCAGCCAUAAGCCUGCUUCUCCUAGUCUGCAUCCUACUCAGCCCAACCUGAACAAUGGCACAGCAAGUCCUCCAUUAUAUCCACCAAAUAAUAACACAUGGCAAUCGUGUCGCAAACUUAUUUAUGUGCAAAGGUCAGCCCAGAAAGGAUACACUGUUGGACAUUGGCCAAUACCUGAAUCAUUCUGGCCAGAUCCAGGAAGUCCAGCUUUACCUCCAAGAACAGCCCAUCCAAUAGUGAAAUUCAAUUGUGCAAACAGUGAACCAAUGGUUAUAGAUAACCUUCCAUUUGAUAAAUAUGAGCUAGAACCCAGUCCUCUCACACAGUUCAUUCUUUCUCGCAAGCAGCCAACGAUUGCAUGGCAGGUUUUUGUGAGCAACAGUUACAAGAACAGUGAAGUGGAUUAUCCAUUUGGUUACUUGAAGGCCAGUACAAGUCUCACAUGUGUCAAUUUGUUUGUCAUGCCUUAUAAUUAUCCAGUUUUAUUACCUUUACUAGAUGAUUUGUUCAAAGUACACAGAUGCAAAGCUACUAGGGAAUGGAAACAACAGUUUGAUAAUUAUUUAAAAAAUAUGCCAUUGUAUUAUGCAGCACCCUUGAAGCGAGCGCUGCAAAGAAUGGGUGCACCUAAUCUUGUACCAGACACGAUGGAAAACUGUCUUAGCUAUAGUGUCCUUAAUUAUUUAAAGAGGCUAAAAAAUCAGGCUAAAACUGAGUUCGAAAAACUUAUCUCAACUGUGGGAACCAAAAAGAACAUGUCUGAAGGGAUUCGCGUGAAUCCCGCGCCGCAGCGGCCUUUUGGCCCAGCCACUAAACUCACCGAAAUGAAUCUGACUCCUCACUUAGUAAUGAAUGACAGAUUUGCCGCCUUGAAAAAUGAUCUUAAUGAUUUUAACCUCUUUGUUUUAUUCGUUAAAGACAAAGAAAUUAAACAUGAAAGUUAUCGUAAUGCAUAUGAUAUUCCUCGGAAUAGCAUUCUGGAUCAAUUAGCCAGGAUGAGAUCUAACUAUCUACAGUGUUCACUGAGCCACACACGACUGCAAGAUGAAGAUCAAAUUCACAGCCUACCGGUUGGACAGAUGGGUAACUAUCAAGAGUACUUAAAGCGUUUCACUCCUCCAUUGAGGGAAAUAGAAUCUAUACCUGUUCGACAACAUAUGUUUGGAAAUCCAUUCAAAAUAGACAAGAGGAUGAUGGUAGAUGAGGCUGACAUUGAUCUUGUGGGUGGAGGUAGCAGCUCUCCUAUGAGGGGUCAAAAGCGUAUGUUAGAUUCUCCUGUAGGUUCUCCCAGAACAAAACGGAAACCUGGACCCCUUCCCAAAGACUUUCCUGUCUGGAGACCUCAAAGUCCUAUUCCGUUAUCCCCUGCUUUGCCACUCAGUCCUACGAGUGACACUGAUGAUGAGUUAUAUAUAAUUGAGAAGGAAAGACAAGCCCCCACCCUUACUCAUGUUGAUGAUGGUCUCUUUAACUGGAACAGCAGCUCUGAUAUGCAGGGCAUGAAUCAUAUGAAUUCUAGAAAUGCCACAAAUCAUGUUGACUUGUGGGAUAAUCAAGAGACAGAACUCGAAAUGCCCCCCCUUGUCCUAAAUUGUUCAAAUGAAAUGAAAUUUUUGCAGGACUCGGGCUGUAGAGCUGAAGUAAUUCGCAUUCGAAGUGCCUUUUUUAAAGAAGUACGAAAACCCGGGAGGAAUUUUCGUCAACUCUUUAAGCAGUUGAAAGCUGUUGAAGGUAACCUAGACUUUCAAAUGUAUAUGGUUCGAGAGGUGAUAAAUGAAGCGCUUAGGUUUAAAAGAAAGUAUCUUAUUAAGUUGCUAGAAGAUUUCCAACAAAGGCUGUUGCAGAAUAAUAGGAUAGCACACAUUGAACCUCCAACUUAUUCUAGGUAGUGCAAAGAACAACAAAAAACCCUUUUUUUAUACCUGUAAUUUUAUGUAUGAAAUUUUGCACAGUUUUAAUGUAUAGUGGCUUUUUUAAAAACUGAUUAUGUAGUGUA
Argiope bruennichi is the source of this 2883-nucleotide messenger RNA. RefSeq names its product integrator complex subunit 6-like (gene IntS6). Gene Ontology annotation, biological process: snRNA 3'-end processing. The record is from RefSeq and is a predicted model, not a curated record. Gene Ontology annotation, cellular component: integrator complex. The coding region runs from base 113 to 2776 and encodes 887 amino acids. NCBI's taxonomy places the organism in Eukaryota, Metazoa, Arthropoda, Arachnida, Araneae, Araneidae. The transcript is spliced from 15 exons.